CCCUCAUCCCCCCUCUCUAUAUUCUCUCCCUCUCUAGAAUUGGCGACGCGCAGGGAUUCGCCGAUUUGGGUUGCUUUGAAGCGUUUUCAAGUUUUGAUUCUAUAGUAUAAGAAAGAAUGGAUGAGCAUAUUUUGAAAAGUUUUAAUGGUGGUGGCGAUAAAAAGCAUUAUUUAUCUACUAUGUCUGCCCAAGACAUGUCUCCCAAGGAAGGCUUCGAAACUACCAAUCUUUUCUCUUAUGAUUAUAGAACACAACAUGUUGGUGGUAAUACUUGUCGCGGGUUGUUGUAUUUCAAUUUUGAUGACCAAAUUGUUCUUUGCAACUUAAGAACUAAAGAGCUGAAAUUUGUUGCUCCGCCCAAGAAACCCAUUCCAUCUCACACCUGGUUCAAUGGUUGUGGUCUCGGAUACGAUUCUAAAUCUGGCGACUACAAGUUGAUACGAAACUAUUAUCGAUGGUCCUGCUGCAAUGGAGGAGACGAUGAAGAUGAAGAUAGUGAAUAUUUUUAUCAACAUCGUUGUGGUCCUCACGAGGAAAAAACUGAGUUGUAUUCGCUUAAAAGUGAUUCUUGGAAGGAGAUUCCAACUCCUGAUGCUUAUAUUGACCUCAUUCACAUGUGUGGUGUGUAUGUAGAGGUGAGUUGUUAUUGGCCAGCACGACAAGGUUCGGCCUUUGGUGGUCGACGAUCACGUGAAGACGUAUGUGAUAUUCUAUCAUUUGACUUUACUGAUGAAAGUUUCUCUUGGAUUCCUUCACCGAUUAGUGAUUAUAGGUUUCAAUAUGAUCUUGUCGAGUGUCGUGGGUUUUUGGGUGCUAUUGCGUAUGAAAAUACCUAUGGAAGUCCCAAGUGUGGAGUCAAUUCUUUUGAGCUUUGGGUAAGGAAAGAAAGGUCGUGGGCCAAAUCAUUUGUUGUUGCUGUUUAUGGUAUUGAAAAACCGUUGGGAUUGAAAGAUGGUCGUUUUCUUUUUCUUCAAAGAAAAGGAGUAGAUCAGUUACUAGUUUAUGAUUAUAUUACGAAAGAGAUGAAGAAACCAGAUAUUGAUGCUCGUGCACAAAAUGUGGAAGUUGUUUCUUAUGUUGAGAACAAAGUUGUGCUAGUUUAUGAUCUGAUGAUCACAGAAGAAAAGAUGAUGAAGGUUCUUUCUUAUGUUGAGAAUAGUGCUAUGCUGCCGAAUGAUGCAAAAACCCCACAAAAUGCUGAAGAAUCGGUCCUAGAAAUUUCUCAAAACCCUCAAAAAUCGAAAUCACUGAGGGUGGAGAUCCAUAAAGAAAUCACCGAAGAAAUACUGUCAAGACUGCCGGUGAAAUCACUCCUAAGAUUCAGGUGUGUUUCGACAUCAUGGCGAUCUCUGAUCGACAGCAAACGAUUCAUCAAAACCCACCUUCAAAAUUCGGCAAGAAACCCUAGUUUAGCCCACCACAAGGUUUUGUUGCACAAUAAAUCUAUCUCUAAAAAAGUGCCAACGCUGAUGCGACGGCCUGUACUCGAUAGCUCAGAAGAUGAAGCUCUAGAACUGGAAUUCCCAAUCGAUUUUAAUUGUAUUGUGGGUUGCUGCAAUGGACUGGUUUGCCUUGUAGGGUAUAAACAGUUUGUGUUGUGGAACCCAUCUACCGGAAUCUCCAAGAAAUUGAAGAGAGAGGUGUUGGGGGCGGUGGAGUUGCCGGAGAGCCGGGAGGGCCGCUGGUGGGAGGGUAUUGGGGUGAUCGGAGAAUGCCUUUCGCUAUACAACGGGUGUGAGGAUUCGAGUUAUUUGGAGAUUUGGAUGAAGAAGGAGUCUUGGGAGAAAGUGGUGGUUCUUGAUCAGAAAUGUAAUCCUCUCCAUAUUUCUCCGGCCUUGGCUCCUUUCUGGGGUGGUGGGUUUUUGUUGAUCAAGAUUGGGAAUUUCUUGGUUUUUGAUGGGAAAGGGUUUAGGAAGGUGGUUUCGUUGAAAGAUUCCGAUGUCUACAUUGAAAGUUUAAUCUCACCAUUAGAUGCCUAG
This is a messenger RNA of Salvia miltiorrhiza (redroot sage), 1979 nucleotides long. RefSeq lists its product as uncharacterized. The transcript has 3 exons. Gene Ontology annotation, molecular function: protein binding. The record is from RefSeq and is a predicted model, not a curated record. NCBI's taxonomy places the organism in Eukaryota, Viridiplantae, Streptophyta, Magnoliopsida, Lamiales, Lamiaceae. The coding region runs from base 117 to 1979 and encodes 620 amino acids.